GUGUUUAUCCCCUCGACAAUCAGACAAGUUACAGAGACAAUGGCAUUUCCUCCCGCCUCUGCUGGUCCCAAUGCAGUUAGAGCCUAUAUCUCUGAUAUUCUCGUCUCUAAGCAUGAUGCAACAGUAGACUUUGCCAAAGAAGUAGCUAGUCGCUGGCAAUUAGGUCGACCAAACGACCUGCGCCAUGCAUCUACCUGGACAUUCGAACACGUUUUCGGCAAAGAGAUUGGGCAUUUUCUAUACCGAACAGUUCAGGAGGAUAUCAGGGAACAAUGGUAUAGCUCUACCGCUGGGGUAUUGAAUUCCUGGCUGUUAGUAUUCUCCAUAGUAUCUUCCGCGUUCUUUCUCGUUCGGGCAACACGAGCAAAUUCAUCUUCCACGAGUGCUGCCUCGUUGCGCUACGCCGGCUCAGCCUUUGGGCCGCCGAUGGUCUUCUGUGGAAUUCAGGACCAGUACAGUCAGUGGCAAUUUCCUCGACUUUUCCUUGGUGGCAUUGUAACCUUCUUGACUGUUCUCGCGUUUCUGGUGGCUUCCACGGACCGGAGUGUGGAGAAGCAGAAAAUAGAGACAGAAGACAGAAAGAAGGGCGAAACGAAACAGAAAUAGUAGUGCAGUUGUGGCGUGUUUAUCUAGCGAGGCUAUAUACGGGCGACAGCUCAGCAUGCUCUGACAAAUGCUGGUUGUAUAUCAGGAAAUCAUUAGAUUCCCUGGGUGUAGGGAGAAGCUACCCUCCGGACCUUGGCAGAUCACAGACCUUAUCAUGCGAGAUAAUUCCGGAGACAUACUGUCCCAUCUAUUGAGACAUGGAAAAUCUCUGGGUUAGCUUCCUGUGGAACAUUAUGUCAUGGAUCACUAUCGAGGGUCACUGUAGGAUAGAGUGAAUUAGUAAUGUGGAACUGGCCGAUAUGUAUAUAACUGGCUAGUGAAGAAACAAGAAGUAAUUCACCUCUGUUUGA
This is a messenger RNA of Aspergillus caelatus, 956 nucleotides long. RefSeq lists its product as uncharacterized. The transcript is spliced from 3 exons. The record is from RefSeq and is a predicted model, not a curated record. NCBI's taxonomy places the organism in Eukaryota, Fungi, Ascomycota, Eurotiomycetes, Eurotiales, Aspergillaceae. Bases 40 to 606 code for a protein of 188 amino acids.